Messenger RNA from Trifolium pratense (red clover), 862 nucleotides. RefSeq lists its product as uncharacterized. NCBI's taxonomy places the organism in Eukaryota, Viridiplantae, Streptophyta, Magnoliopsida, Fabales, Fabaceae. Bases 5 to 862 code for a protein of 285 amino acids. The record is from RefSeq and is a predicted model, not a curated record. The transcript is spliced from 2 exons.
AACAAUGGCGAGCAACAACAUUGGAGAAGAAAGAAGAAGACGAAUAACAGAGAGAGGUUCCGAUCGAAUGGCAUUAAUAACCGGUCGUAUCAGUGCACUUCCACCUGCAGCUCCUUCCUCAUCUCCAACAUAUCCUCGUCAUGGACAAUCCAUGUCUGUUUCUGCAUUUGAUUCUCAUUUUGAUAAAGAAAUUUCUAAUCCUCGCCAUACACGACCUCAUUCUGUAGCUUCCUCUGCUUUUGUCUCUGAUUUUGAUCAAGACAAUGCUGACAACAAACAUGAGGCCUCUACUGCUUCAAGACUUAAACAUCAAGGAGGUUUUAAGUAUUCACAUUUUGAACCCAAAAGUGAAGAUGAACCUAUACUAGAAGAUUCUAAGACUAAAGAAACAAUUUCAUCAUCAGAAGCUAAACAAUCAGAAGCUAAACAAACAGAAUCACUUAACACAGAACAAGCAAAGAAACCUCGUAAUUGGCGCCGGCAUACAUUUUUCUCAUCGAGAGAACUAAAUUUUUGCAUUUUAGCUUCUGAGAACACGCGCGCACUAAGUUCACUGAUAAUAGCAUUGGCGGUUGUUUUCUCUUACGCAAUCUUCUCAAAGUGUAUUUUUGCUUCAAGGCCUCUUUAUAUUGUCUUGAUAACCGAUGUCACGAUUGUGGUUGCUCGCAUAUACCGUGAAAAGGCUCGAGUUUUGGAAGAAAGUCAAGGAGCCUUGGUUGAGGCUGGUGAAGAUGGACGCAAUUGGGGUGAUGCAGUGAAACUUUUGGAGAGAGGUUUGGUUUUGUACCAAGCUAUUAGAGGUGUUUUUAUUGAUUGUAGUAUUUAUUUGGUUCUUGUUGUAUGCUUCAUUUCCUUUAUGUAG